GUUCCUUUGUUCUUACACUUGGCCUGCAUCCAAAUCUACUAAUCUUGAAAACAAGUAUGCUGAAUAUGGUUGUAGGUUUAGACCUUUGCCAUGAAGAUUCAAACACUAUGGCUUCCCAAAGCUGAAAAACGCUUCAUGUAACAACUCUAGCAAUGCUUCUGGAUUAUAUCAAAGAGUUGCAUCUUUGUACUGUACAAAAUGUUAAAAUCAGAGCACUUUUGAUAAUGUGACCAUCAUGUGAAGAAGGGGGACCUUUUGGAUCUGCAUGAUCCAAAAAAAGUCACAGGUUUUUCUGCAGGAAUCUACAAACUUAGGCUUUUGAUAACCUUAAGCGAAGAUAAGUAGCAAAAUGCCUCCAAGACCAUCAUCUGGUGAACUGUGGGGCAUCCACUUGAUGCCCCCUAGAAUCCUAGUGGAAUGUCUUCUACCUAACGGUAUGAUAGUGACUUUAGAAUGCCUCCGUGAGGCCACAUUGUUAAAUAUUAAACAUGAACUUUUUAAAGAAGCUAGAAAAUACCCUCUCUACCAGCUCCUUCAAGACGAGUCAUCUUACAUUUUCGUAAGUGUUACCCAGGAAGCAGAAAGAGAAGAAUUUUUCGAUGAAACUCGGAGAUUAUGUGACCUGCGGCUCUUCCAGCCUUUUCUAAAAGUCAUAGAACCAGUAGGCAACAGAGAAGAGAAAAUUCUGAAUCGUGAAAUUGGUUUUGCUAUUGGCAUGCCUGUCUGUGAAUUUGACUUGGUUAAAGAUCCGGAAGUUCAGGAAUUCAGAAGAAACAUUCUGAAUGUCUGUAAAGAAGCUGUCGAUCUUCGAGAUGCUAACGCACCCCAUAGCAGAGCGCUAUAUGUCUGUCCCCCCAACAUAGAAUCAUCGCCUGAAUUGCCCAAGCAUAUAUACAAUAAAUUAGAUAAAGGGCAAAUAAUAGUGGUCAUCUGGGUAAUAGUUUCUCCCAAUAAUGACAAGCAGAAAUACACUUUAAAAAUCAAUCAUGACUAUGUGCCAGAGCAAGUAAUCGCCGAAGCAAUCAGGAAAAAAACACGGAGUAUGCUACUGUCAUCGGAGCAGCUAAAGCUAUGCGUUUUGGAGUAUCAGGGAAAGUAUAUAUUAAAAGUGUGUGGUUGUGAUGAAUACUUGCUAGAAAAACAUCCCCUGAGUCAGUAUAAGUACAUCCGAAGUUGUAUCAUGCUUGGUCGAAUGCCCAACCUCAUGCUGAUGGCUAAGGAAAGCCUUUACACCCAGCUGCCAUUGGAUACCUUCACAAUGCCAUCUUAUUCCAGGCGUAUCUCUACGGCUACACCAUACAUGAAUGGUGAAGCUUCAGCCAAAUCUCUCUGGGUUAUUAACAGUAAUCUCAGAAUAAGAAUUCUCUGUGCCACCUAUGUAAAUGUAAAUAUUCGAGAUAUUGACAAGAUCUAUGUCCGAACUGGUAUCUACCAUGGAGGAGAACCAUUGUGUGAUAAUGUGAAUACACAAAGAGUACCUUGUUCCAAUCCUAGAUGGAACGAAUGGCUGCAGUAUGAGAUGCAUAUUCUUGAUCUUCCACGUGCUGCCCGACUUUGCCUUUCUAUCUGCUCAGUUAAAGGUAGAAAAGGUGCCAAGGAGGAGCACUGCCCAUUGGCGUGGGGGAAUAUUAACAUGUUUGAUUAUACAGACACUCUUGUUUCUGGCAAAAUGGCUCUGAAUCUGUGGCCCGUACCUCAUGGUCUGGAAGACCUCCUAAAUCCUAUUGGAGUUACUGGAUCAAACCCAAAUAAGGAAACUCCAUGUUUAGAGCUGGAAUUUGAUUGGUUUAGCAGUCCCGUAAAGUUUCCUGACAUGUCAGUGAUUGAAGAACAUGCCAAUUGGACUAUCUCUCGAGAACUAGGGUAUAAUUACAGUCCUGCUGGGCAGAGCAGUAGAAUAGCUAGAGACAAUGAACUGAGUGAAAGUGACAAAGAGCAGCUCCGUGCAAUUUGCACUCGAGAUCCCCUGUCUGAAAUAACUGAACAAGAGAAGGACUUCCUUUGGAGGCACAGGCAUUAUUGUGUAAAUAUGCCAGAAAUUCUACCUAAGCUGCUUUUGUCUGUUAAGUGGAACUCUAGAGAUGAAGUAGCCCAGAUGUACUGCUUGAUCAAAGACUGGCCUCCCAUCAAACCUGAGCAGGCGAUGGAACUCUUGGACUGCAACUACCCCGAUCGGAUGGUGCGUGCUUUUGCAGUGCGGUGUCUGGAAAAAUACUUGACAGAUGACAAGCUGUCCCAGUAUUUGAUUCAACUGGUGCAGGUUCUAAAAUAUGAGCAGUACUUGGAUAAUCUGUUAGUGAGGUUUUUACUGAAGAAGGCGCUGACCAAUCAGAGAAUAGGACACUUCUUCUUUUGGCAUCUAAAGUCCGAAAUGCACAAUAAAAACGUGAGCCAGAGGUUUGGUCUGCUUUUGGAAUCCUACUGCAGAGCAUGUGGGAUGUACCUAAAGCAUCUGAGCAGGCAGGUAGAAGCUAUGGAAAAACUGAUUAACCUCACAGACAUCCUCAAACAAGAGAAAAAGGAUGAAACGCAAAAGGUACAGAUGAAGUUCCUUGUGGAGCAAAUGAGGCGGCCAGACUUCAUGGAUGCGUUGCAAGGCUUUAUAUCUCCUCUCAAUCCUGCUCAUCAGCUUGGAACCCUUAGGCUUGAGGAGUGCAGAAUUAUGUCAUCUGCGAAAAGGCCAUUGUGGCUCAAUUGGGAAAACCCAGAUAUUAUGUCUGAGUUGCUGUUUCAAAACAAUGAGAUCAUCUUUAAAAAUGGGGAUGAUCUACGCCAGGAUAUGCUCACACUUCAAAUCAUACGAAUUAUGGAAAAUAUCUGGCAAAAUCAAGGUCUUGAUCUUAGGAUGCUCCCUUAUGGUUGUUUAUCUAUUGGUGACUGUGUGGGACUCAUUGAAGUUGUGAGAAAUUCGCACACAAUCAUGCAAAUUCAGUGCAAGGGUGGCCUUAAAGGUGCGCUGCAGUUCAACAGUCAUGCGCUACAUCAGUGGCUCAAAGACAAGAACAAAGGGGAAAUGUAUGAUGCAGCUAUUGAUUUGUUUACACGCUCUUGUGCUGGCUAUUGCGUGGCGACCUUCAUUCUGGGAAUUGGUGAUCGUCACAAUAGCAAUAUCAUGGUGAAAGAUGAUGGGCAGCUGUUCCACAUUGAUUUUGGACAUUUCUUGGAUCACAAGAAGAAGAAGUUUGGAUACAAACGUGAGCGGGUGCCCUUCGUCUUAACGCAAGAUUUCUUGAUAGUGAUUAGUAAAGGAGCCCAAGAAUGUACCAAAACGAAAGAAUUUGAAAGGUUUCAAGAAAUGUGUUACAAGGCUUACUUAGCCAUCCGGCAGCACGCCAACCUCUUCAUAAACCUCUUCUCCAUGAUGCUUGGUUCAGGAAUGCCAGAGCUGCAGUCUUUUGACGACAUUGCAUACAUUCGGAAGACACUGGCAUUGGACAAAACCGAGCAGGAAGCACUUGAGUAUUUCAUGAAGCAGAUGAAUGAUGCUCAUCAUGGCGGCUGGACAACAAAAAUGGACUGGAUCUUCCAUACAAUCAAGCAGCACGCUUUGAACUGAGACUUUGGUCAAGAGUGAACUGAGACCGUGGUCAAGAAGAUGGCCAACCGCCUGCCCCGUUUUGUGGGCAUUCCACUGCACUGUUGACGAUUGGCAGUAAGGACUUCUUUGCGUCAUAAUUGCACAAACCACAAGCAGCGUUUGAACUUGCAGCAAGAUUAAACACUCAGAAACUUAUUUAAAUGUGUAAAGCAGGGUUUCGGAACAUGCAUUUCAAAAAAUAACUUUCCUACGUGUACAGUCAUGUUAUGCCUUAAAUCCAGAAAGGUAAACUUUGGAGAUUUGUUUAUCUCGGUUUUGUUUAAUGAGGGGAAAGCUGUGCCAGCAUUAAAAAGCAGUCUUUCAGAUGUUCCAGUUGGCCUGGUGAGAUUCAAACUCAUGUGGGCAGCAAAAAAGCUUAAAAGGAAAAAAGCAGUGCAGUUAAUUGCUUUCUGGAGGAGUUUUCCUCUCCUGUGAGCUCAAUUCAAUAAGUUUGGAGAGAUGGUGCCUUUCAUAUUAAAUCAGACUAUAAUUGGUGAAUUGAGAAGUAGCGAUCUGGUCUUAUUUUUGACUGACCACCUGCGGUUCACGCAAGUCCUUAGGAAUAGGUCUUAAGAUUCUGCUGGACAGUAUUAGUAAGGUUAUAAAAAUGAUGUCCCCCUCCCCCACUGCCUCAAAAGUCUGGUUAAUGGGGGACGGCUGGGAUUAGUGCAACACUUUGGAUUUGAUUUGAUUUUUUAACUUUAAACUUCAAUACACUUUUUUCAUGCAUGUUUUCCAGAGCCUAAAAAAAAAGAGAAAAAAGAGGUGAGUUAUUAGGAUUAAAGAUUAUUUUUAUAAAGGUUAUUUAUAUAACAGAUACUUAUUAAUAUAUUUCUUUACAUUGAUUUGUCCAGUUUUCUGUCCUUUAAUUCUUCAGACCACUUCUCUCUUAACAGCCUGAUCACAUGAGCCACUGAGUCAGCGCAGUGACCUGGGGGUAUGUUGGGGGUACGCCCAACAUACCAUGACCAGGGGGUAUGCCCUGGGUCCGAGGGGUAUGUUGUCCACUUAUGUGGAGACCUGACCCUUAAUGUCACUGCAGAUGGCAGGUGCCCCACAAUCCCUGCAUGCUGCAUUUCCCCGCACCAAGAGGCUUGCUUGCCUCUGACAAGGAAGAAGUUUAGGGGCUAUUCAGUGGUGAGGUGGGCAGAGCCUUACUUUCCACAUGUUAAGAUGCCACUUUAGUUGCCAGAGCGCAAAGGUUGGUUCCUGCUGCUCCAGCUGAAGCGGCAUCUUAGGGGUCAGGCCACUGGCUGCUGUCCUAAUUCAUUUGCCCGGAAGAAGGUCCUGUGGAAGUUGUUGGGGUUCAAUUUCAAGGAAAGGCAAGUCAAAAUCAGGGUGCGGACUCUGUUAUCUAUAGUAAGGGUUCUUCGGUAUUGGUGGUGAGCUUGUCCAAGUCAAGCCGGAAGCGAAUUUGUAGGACAAAGCAAAGAUUGACUUGGGAGGAGAUCAGUGGCAAUCCUCAGCAAGGGACCAGAAAGAACAGUGGGGAAUGCAAAGAAGUUAGAGCGGGUCAACCUUGGGGGGUGGGGGGAGGUAACUAGGAACACAAAACUCUCUGGCAAAAAGGAAAGCUAUCUUUGGAUGGCGUCCAGUCCUGUCAGCUGACGCAGCUGGUGGGAAGAUGCAUAGUGUGUUGGAUAAAUUGGUUACAGGGGUAUGAGGAGGGAAAAGUAGUUGUGUACUCUACUACCUGGCCCGACGGUCACACACAUACCAAAAACUAAAGUAGGCUAUUGGAGAGUUUGUGCUUCCGCUGGUAACACUGCACACCUUCCCCGGAAGCCUGCGUAACAUUCUAAACACUACUACUUCCUGUAUCAACUGUUGUGUUUAGGGUGGAAUAAGGUUCUGCAGGUCUUCCUUUAAAUAAUCUCAGGCAAUACUCCGUAAUCAAAAUUCUGGGUAUUUUGUUAAUUCUCAGCUUUGGAGUCUACCUUUUGUCUCAGCCUUCUUCCUUGGACUGUUAGUGAUUUGCUUAAUCACGGUAACCAACAAAUUAGAUGGUAACUGUACGUUCAAUUUGAUCACUAAAAUAGACCUUUGUACUGCAAAAUACACAGCUAUCCCUAGCAUGCAGAGCUAAUCAGCCGAUGUUUUAUAGUUGUGUGUGUGUGUGUGUGCGCGUGUGAGUGUGUGUACAUAUAUAUCUGUAUAUCUUGUCUUUUAUAACAUAAAGCUGAUAAAAAUUGGCACCAGUCAGAUUGCAAACUGAACAGAACUGCUAGUAGAACUUAUUGAAAGAAAAUUUAUAGCACUGGCUCUUUCAGGCCCCGUACAGAGUACCCUUUUCCCCACACCAAAUUCUGUAGUCUUACUUGGCUCGUGGGAUUUGGAAGAUGUUCUAGAUGGCUGGAUAAUAGCGUGCCCUUGCCUUUUCUGUUCCACAUGUCUCUGUGUCGUUCAGAGUGCAAUGCCAGUUUGAGUAUAAUGUGCUGACGUUGGGUAUUAGACUUUUGGUAUUAUAAAUAAACUCAUGUAGACUGUAAA
This is a messenger RNA of Heteronotia binoei (common prickly gecko), 6067 nucleotides long. It is a transcript of the gene PIK3CA, whose product is annotated as phosphatidylinositol-4,5-bisphosphate 3-kinase catalytic subunit alpha. The record is from RefSeq and is a predicted model, not a curated record. The transcript is spliced from 21 exons. NCBI's taxonomy places the organism in Eukaryota, Metazoa, Chordata, Lepidosauria, Squamata, Gekkonidae. Bases 350 to 3556 code for a protein of 1068 amino acids. Gene Ontology annotation, biological process: phosphatidylinositol 3-kinase/protein kinase B signal transduction; phosphatidylinositol-3-phosphate biosynthetic process; cell migration. Gene Ontology annotation, cellular component: cytoplasm; plasma membrane; phosphatidylinositol 3-kinase complex, class IB. Gene Ontology annotation, molecular function: 1-phosphatidylinositol-3-kinase activity; 1-phosphatidylinositol-4-phosphate 3-kinase activity.